Messenger RNA from Xenopus tropicalis (tropical clawed frog), 2120 nucleotides. RefSeq names its product pglyrp1 protein like gene 1 (gene pglyrp1l). Lineage: Eukaryota; Metazoa; Chordata; Amphibia; Anura; Pipidae. Gene Ontology annotation, molecular function: N-acetylmuramoyl-L-alanine amidase activity; peptidoglycan binding; zinc ion binding. Gene Ontology annotation, biological process: innate immune response; peptidoglycan catabolic process. The record is from RefSeq and is a predicted model, not a curated record. The transcript has 5 exons. The coding region runs from base 387 to 935 and encodes 182 amino acids.
UAGAUGAAAGCUACUAAUGCUAACAUCACCUGCUGAGUAAAAUGUAUAAUAAAAAAUUAAACGAAUCAUAUAAUGUUAGACUUUGUGCCCAAUAGAAAAAACACAUGAAAUACAGAAGUGGUAAGUUACAUUGUUGCCUUUUGUGGGAAUUAAAAAUUAGAAUGGGAAGUAAUCUUGUACUAAGUGGGGUUACAUAUAGGGAACAAAUUACAGGAAGAAUAUGAACAAUCUUAGAUUGUGCUGUGAGAGUUUACAGCUUUAUCCAUUGUACCACGACAUUUAUCCUCCACCCAGGCACACUAUAAAAGGAACAGAAAGAAGUAGAGUACUUCUCAAAAGACUUUGCGGCAACAGAGUUGUAUUUGAUCUUCUGCUCUUCAAUCAUCAUGAUGUGGGUUUUCAUCUUUUUGACUGCCUUCUGUGCCCUUGCACAAGGAUGCCCCAAAAUUAUCUCCAGAUCCAGCUGGGGAGGAGUUCCUUCCAAAUGCCAGGCCAAAUUACCAAGAUCUGUCAAAUAUGUAAUUAUCCAUCAUACAGCUGGUGCCUCCUGCAAUUCAGAAUCUGCAUGUAAAGCCCAGGCCAGGAACAUACAGAACUUUCACAUGAAAUCAAAUGGCUGGUGUGACACUGGAUAUAAUUUCCUGAUAGGUGAGGAUGGGCAGGUAUACGAGGGUCGUGGAUGGGAGACUGUUGGAGCACAUGCCAAAAAUUACAACUUCAAUUCUAUCGGGAUCAGUUUCAUGGGAACCUUCACCAAUCGUGCUCCAAACACUGCAGCUCAGAAAGCAGCUAAAGAUCUGAUUAGCUGUGGAGUAGCCAAAAAAGGAAUAAACUCUGAUUAUACCCUUAAGGGACAUCGUGACGUGUCGGCAACAGAGUGCCCAGGAACAAAUCUCUACAAUUUGAUCAAAAAUUGGCCCAACUUUAAGGCUUAAAGGACAUGUAAACCCCCCACACAAAAAAAUAAUCAGUGAACAGCCUCUUUGAAAUCUUUAAAUACCUGACACUCUGGUUGUCCAGAGGUUAAUAGUAAGGUUGCAGCAUCCCCUUAAUCACGUAGAUUUCCUUCUCCUUCUGUAACCCACUCUGCCUUCUCCCUUAGGAAUUUGCUUUGGCUGUUGGCUUGUGGGCAUGCUCAGUUGUUCUAAGCUCAGAUUACUAAACACACCCCCAGUCUAGCAGCCAGUAAAGAGAUGCUGGUUCCCAUAGAUACUCAGCUCUAGCUGUCUGCUUCAAUUUUUUUCUCCUAACCUCCUCUCCUGAGCUCAGCUCAAACAAAGCAGAACUUUUAUCAGACAGUUGUGCCUGUGUGAGCCUGUAUUCUUGAUGAAAUGUAUGCUGAAUAAGGGUCUGUGUGUGUGCGUGUGCUGGUUGCAGAUUUAAAUGUAACUGAUUAUGUAUCAGAGGGAAAAUGGCCACCGGGUAAAAGCUGCUAUUUUCUUUAGGAAAAUGUGAUGGUGCUGGCCAACAGAGGGGAUAUAUGCAGUGCAAAUAAUGCCAUUUGGCUGGGGGAGACGUGCCCAACUGAUAUACAUUGUAGUCAAAUGUAGGCUUUACAUGUCCUUUAAGGGUUACUAUAUCGAUUUGUUUGAUAAAAGUUCUAUAAAUAGGGUUAGUGUUGAACAACUUUUUGCCUGUUUUUGCCAUUUAUUGCACAAUAUCAUUGGCUGUAACAUUUUCCAACUUUCUUUUGAGCAAUAUAUGAGGAAUAUAUGAAAGUUGAUUAUGUUGUAAUUCAACCAUUUAUAUAUAAAGAAUAGACAGAAUACAUUUUCAGCACAAGUACUGUUUAUUUUGCCCAUGUUGCUCAAAAAUGCAUAAAUGCAUAUAGGUAAAUAGUGCCCAUUUAAAGAAGCCUCUUUUAUCAAACAUAUACAGUCUAAUUAAAAAAAUGGAAUAACUGUACCAAUGCUCAACAAGUGGUUAGGGAGAAAACAAAAUCCACACAUCAUUAAGGUGUGUACAAUGCGCUAAGCUUGAGGAAUAUGUUUUUUCUUAAUAAAAAUAAAAUGGAUCAAAUCAACCAUUUAAUGCAAUAACACAUUGUAUAUUUCUAUGUCUGUGAUUUUCAUUUGCCUCUUUAAUCAUGUUACAUUAAAUCUGAUUCACAUGAGAAGAUA